UGAUGCUUGUUCGUGAAGCAAAUGCACAAUUGUGGUUUUCUGAAUCAAAAAGAGAUACCAGGAAAAAGAAACUGCAACGCUCACGCACGUGCUAACAUUACCUCUUUCUUACUCGCAUCACUUCUGCUGACCUUUCUUCUUCAAUUUUCUUUCGAUUUCAUUCUUUAGUUGAGUGCGAUGGAUUCGAGUUCGGGGCAUCAAGAAUUCGAUUAUUUGUUCAAGUUGUUGAUGAUUGGAGACUCUGGGGUUGGCAAAAGUAGUCUUCUUCUCAGUUUCACCUCCGAUGCUUUUGAAGAUCUCUCGCCAACUAUUGGUGUUGAUUUUAAGGUCAAAUAUGUGACGAUGGGGGGUAAAAAGCUUAAGCUUGCAAUUUGGGAUACUGCUGGUCAGGAGAGAUUCAGGACGCUGACAAGUUCUUACUACCGAGGGGCACAAGGAAUCAUCAUGGUUUACGAUGUGACCCGGCGAGAAACAUUUACAAAUCUUUCUGAAAUAUGGGCAAAGGAAAUAGACCUUUAUUCAACAAAUCAAGAUUGCAUCAAGAUGCUUGUUGGAAACAAAGUAGAUAAGGAGGGUUAUAGAGUUGUGACAAAGAAAGAGGGAAUAGACUUAGCCAGGGAAUAUGGUUGCCUAUUUAUCGAAUGCAGUGCUAAAACUCGAGUUAACGUUCAGCAAUGCUUUGAAGAGCUUGUUUUGAAGAUUCUGGACACACCUAGCCUCUUAGCCGAGGGCUCAAAGGGUGUAAAAAAGAACAUUUUUAAGGACAGACCACCCCAAUCUGAUGCAUCCACAAGUAGUUGCUGCUGAUUUGAAGAAAAUUUCACUCAAACCUGCAUUUUAAGAAUUAGGAUCUCCAACAGAAGGGAGCUACGUCCAUUUUCUGAACCGGAACAUAAUUUGCUGGUUGUUUAGUAUCAAAGGAAGCCAUCUUUUUUAGUUUCAGGUUCAUGUUUUGUCUUGAAUGUUAGAUGUAACAUAAUCAUGGUUGGUUUCUACAAUUUUAUUUUCUUUCUGGAUUUCUUGUUUGUCUGAGUCACAUUUAAUUUCAUAUAUAGACGUGCAAAUUUAGAAGAAGAAAAAUUAUAUGGAUAUCAUCAGACAGUUUUUUCAUAGGAAUCUAAUUUAGAUUGUAUAUAAUGUGGGUAAUAAUA
Messenger RNA from Cajanus cajan (pigeon pea), 1151 nucleotides. RefSeq names its product ras-related protein RABC1. The record is from RefSeq and is a predicted model, not a curated record. Gene Ontology annotation, molecular function: GTPase activity; GTP binding. NCBI's taxonomy places the organism in Eukaryota, Viridiplantae, Streptophyta, Magnoliopsida, Fabales, Fabaceae.